Messenger RNA from Diospyros lotus (date-plum), 2490 nucleotides. Its product is annotated as cellulose synthase-like protein G3. The transcript is spliced from 6 exons. Gene Ontology annotation, cellular component: trans-Golgi network; plasma membrane. The coding region runs from base 99 to 2333 and encodes 744 amino acids. Gene Ontology annotation, molecular function: cellulose synthase (UDP-forming) activity; mannan synthase activity. NCBI's taxonomy places the organism in Eukaryota, Viridiplantae, Streptophyta, Magnoliopsida, Ericales, Ebenaceae. Gene Ontology annotation, biological process: cellulose biosynthetic process; plant-type primary cell wall biogenesis. The record is from RefSeq and is a predicted model, not a curated record.
CCACUCGUGUGAAAUAAUUCAGAGAAGGUCCAUAAAUAUCAAUCUUACAAAACCUUGGAGAGGGAUCAGAUCAUCGCCCAGUGGUGCAGAGUAGAGAUAUGGAGGAAUAUGCCACAGCCAAACAGCCCCCCCUUCUUCACACGCUCACGCCCUCCCGCCGCACGCUUGCCAACCGUGCGUUCGCACUGGUUUACACGUGCGCCAUCCUCGCCGUACUCUGCCGCCACGCAGCGGCCGCCCUGGGCUCCGCCACCUAUCUCUCCUUCGUCACCUCCGCUACCCUCUUCAUCGCCGACUUGGUUCUAGGAUUCUGGUGGUUCUCCGCGCAGGCCUUCCGCUUCCGCCCGGUCCACCGCCUCGUCUUCCCGGAAAACCUGGAGAAAGUGCUGAAGAGACGGGAAUUUCCGCCGCUGGACAUCUUCAUAUGCACGGCGGAUCCCUACAAGGAGCCGCCGAUGACCGUGGUGAACACCGCCCUGUCGGUGAUGGCUUACGAUUAUCCGCCGGAGAAGAUUUCGGUGUAUGUUUCGGACGACGGCGGCUCCCAGCUGACUCUGUUUGCGUUCAUGGAGGCCGCCAGGUUUGCAAGCCAUUGGAUACCCUUUUGCAGGAAGAAGGAGAUUGCGGAGAGAUGCCCAGAAGCUUUUUUCGGAUCAAAUUACAGUCAAUCCUCGGAGACUGAACAAAUUAAGAUGUUGCAUCAAAGCAUGAAGGUAAGGGUAGAGAACGUAGUUGAGAAAGGAAAAAUUCCAAAUGAAUUCAUCACUUCCGAACAAAAACGCCAAGUGUUUAGCAUAUGGAGUGAAGAAUUUACCCGCCAAGAUCAUCCUGCUAUAGUUCAGGUCUUGUUGGAGGCGAGGGAAGACAGGGACAUAACAGGGCAAUCCAUGCCAAAUUUGGUGUAUUUGUCCAGAGAGAAGAGCAAAACGUCUUCCCAUCACUUUAAGGCUGGUGCCCUUAAUGCCCUGCUUCGAGUAUCAGCUAUUAUGACAAACGCACCUAUAAUACUGACUCUGGAUUGUGACAUGUACUCCAAUGAUCCUAAAACACCCCAUAUUAUGCUAUGCUUCUUUUGUGAAUCCAAAAUCAAGCCCAAUUUAGGGUAUGUUCAGUUCCCUCAACACUUCCAUGGGAUUGACAAACAUGAUAUAUACGCCAAUGAGUUUAAACGUAUGUUCGAAAUUAAUCCAGUCGGACUUGAUGGGCUAGCAGGCCCAGAUUAUUUUGGGUCUGGGUGUUUUUUCUGGCGUCGAGUUUUCUUUGGGAGUCCAUUGUCUUUUGUGGGCCCUGAGAUCCCCGAGCUUAGGCCUGAUCAUGUGGUGGACGGGCCCAUCAAGGCCCAACCAAUAAUGACAUUUGCGCAACAUGUAGCAAGCUGCAAGUACGAAGAGCAAACCAACUGUAAUUGGGGGGCUAAGUUGGGCUUCAGAUAUGGGUCCUUGGUUGAGGACUAUUAUACUGGCUUUCGGUUACAUUGUGAGGGAUGGAAGUCUGCAUUUUGCAAUCCUAAGAGGCCUGCGUUUAUUGGGGACGCUCCUAUCACACUGGUUGAUGCAUUAAACCAAGCCAGGAGAUGGAAUGUGGGCCUCCUUGAGGUUGCAAUCUCCAAAUACUGCCCAUUAACUUUCGGGGUCAAGAGUAUGGGGCUACUAAUGGGCCUUUGCUAUGCCUACUAUGCUAUUGGGCCAAUUUUAUCAAUUCCAAUCACCAUAUAUGCAUUUUUGCCUCAAUUCGCUCUUCUCAACGGAAUCUCCAUCUUCCCAGAGGUCUCGGAUAAAUGGUUCACGGUGUAUGUUUUUCUAUUUAUGGGGGCAUAUGGACAAGAUUGUUUGGACUUCAUGUUAGCUGAAGGGACCUUUCAGAAGUGGUGGAGUGACCAACGGAUGUGGAUGUUGAGGGGGGUGACAGCCCAUCUUUUCGGGUCAAUUGAGUUUGCCUCCAAGCACCUAGGCUUAGCUACACAAGGGUUUAGCAUAACUAGCAAAGUGGUAGAUAAUGAACAAAGCAAGAGGUAUGAUCAAAGCACCUUUGAGUUUGGAGUCCAUUCGCCUAUGUUUGUAUCACUCACAAUGGUUGCAAUCAUCAACUUCAUCGCUUUCUUUGGAGGGUUGGUUAAAGUAUUUCUCACAGGUACUGGUAACGCAGACCAAUUGUUUGUUCAAAUGUUCAUUGCUGGCUUUGUAGUUGUUAACUGCUGGCCAGUGUAUGAUGCCAUGGUGUUGAGGACUGAUAAAGGGAGAAUGCCUACCAAAACCACCAUCAUUUCCAUAUGUUUGUCUUUGACUUUAUAUGUAGUGGCUUCUUUUAUGCUCAGCCAUCGUUUAUCUAGUUGAUUUGAUUUGGUCAUAUAUAGAAAUGUUUCAACUUCUAGAAUUUAUAUACGUAUAUAUAUAUAUAUAUGUUAGCAUAAUUAGUAUUUUAUAAUAAGGGUAGUUUAGUUUUUUUCAUAAUAAAGGUAGUUUAGUCUUUUCCUUUGUUUGUUGUUGUAUA